Lachancea thermotolerans CBS 6340 is the source of this 2223-nucleotide messenger RNA. RefSeq names its product ATP-binding cassette permease MDL2 (gene MDL2). Lineage: Eukaryota; Fungi; Ascomycota; Saccharomycetes; Saccharomycetales; Saccharomycetaceae. Bases 1 to 2223 code for a protein of 740 amino acids. The record is from RefSeq and is a predicted model, not a curated record. Gene Ontology annotation, cellular component: membrane. Gene Ontology annotation, molecular function: ATP binding; ATP hydrolysis activity; ABC-type oligopeptide transporter activity. Gene Ontology annotation, biological process: transmembrane transport. The transcript has a single exon.
AUGCUGCUGGCAAGAUUUUCACGCCAACAAGGCGGUGCAAGGUUACCUUUGGGAGUGCAACUUCUGAGCUGGCGGCGUGGACUCUCAGGCGUCCAAGCGUUCAUUCAUUUGUCUCCAGCACGAUACCAUGGUGCGACUCACAGGCCUUUAGGGUUGCUACAGAGACCCACACAACUCGAUCUUCGGAAUCCAGUAUCCUCUUCCUUCAUCCGUUAUCACUCUCAGAACUCUCCCAACUCUUCCACACCAUCUUCAUCCAAUGACUCAGGUGGAAAAGCUAACAAUGAAUCGACUGAAGAGAAGAGUAAAACCAACUACAGGGAGAUACUAAGACUCAUUAGAUUAGCACGUCACGAUUGGAAGCUGCUAUCAGUUGCCAUUGGGCUUUUAACCAUCAGCUCAACGGUUGGGAUGACCAUUCCGAAAGUAAUUGGUAUAGUUUUGGAUGCUGUUAAAAAUGCUUCUGGGGGCUUUUCGGGGCCAAUGACGUUAGAAGAUUUGCCUCCAAUCAUAUAUGGCCUUGGGAUGUUUGACUUUCUCGCUAUUUUUGCAGGGAUCUUAGUGUUUGGUACUAUUGCAAAUUUUGGAAGAAUUGUUCUACUAAGGGUACUAGGUGAGAAACUUGUCGCUAGGUUGCGCUCCAAUGUAAUAAAGAAAAUCAUACACCAGGACGCGGAAUUCUUUGAUAGAAAUAAAGUCGGGGAUUUAAUCUCUCGUCUAAGUUCUGACGCAUAUGUCGUGUCACGCUCGAUGACCCAGAACGUAUCUGACGGGUUCAAAGCUAUAAUCUGUGGCGGUGUUGGAAUUGGUAUGAUGAUAAAUAUUUCUGCCUCUCUCACAUCCGCGCUGUUCCUCUUUGCUCCACCAUUGCUAGUUGGAGCUCUAAUCUACGGUAAGAAAAUCAGGAUGAUAUCAAGAGAACUUCAGGAGUCGACUGGUAACCUUACAAAAGUUUCUGAGGAGCAGCUUAGCGGAGUUAAGACUAUCCAAGCAUUCGUUGCUGAAGGCAAAGAGCUUCAUCGUUACAAUAAUGCCAUUAGAAAAGUGUUUUCAUUCGGAAAAAAAGAGGCUUUGACGAAUGCUACAUUCUUCAGCUCCACUGGUAUUCUGGGAGAUCUGAGCUUUUUGAUUGUUCUGGCGUAUGGUUCACAUUUGGUUUUACAAGGCGGCUUGUCAGUCGGUGAUCUUACUGCGUUUAUGCUUUACACAGAGUACACUGGGUCCGCUGUGUUUGGCUUAUCGAACUUCUACUCUGAGCUUAUGAAAGGGGCGGGUGCUGCAUCAAGGCUUUUCGAGAUGACGGAUCACACUUCUCAAAUCAAGCCUAGUAGCGGAAAACCGUAUGUUCCAAGUUGGGGGGAAAUUAAGUUUGAAGAUGUUUCCUUCAGUUAUCCAACUAGGCCUGGAAACCAGAUUUUCAACAAACUAAAUUUCACAAUAGAACCUGGCUCCAAUGUGUGUGUUGUGGGUCCCUCUGGAAGGGGAAAGUCGACAAUAGCUUCUUUGUUGCUCAGGUAUUACGACCCAAAUAGCGGUCGCAUAAUGAUUGAUGGGCAAAACAUCUCAAAAUUGAGCUGUAAAUCUUUAAGGCGCCAUUUAGGUGUUGUUCAGCAAGAGCCUAUGUUGAUGUCAGGUAGUAUAAGAUACAACCUAACUUAUGGUAUGAAUUCUGAGGUGACAAUGGAUGAAAUAAGGUCUGUCGCAAAAAAGUGUUUUUGCCACGGAUUUAUCACCAAGUUUCCAGAGGGCUAUGAAACUGUGAUAGGCCCAAGGGGUGCGUCGCUAAGCGGUGGCCAAAAACAGCGGAUAGCGAUAGCUCGAGCGCUAAUAAAAAAACCAAAAAUCUUGAUUCUAGACGAAGCAACAUCUGCCCUAGAUGUUGAAAGUGAAGGAGCUAUUAAUUAUACCCUGGGAAGACUUAUGAGAAGCCGCGAGUUGACUAUUAUAAGUAUAGCACACCGUUUAAGCACAAUCAGAAGGUCCGAAAACGUUAUUGUGCUAGGAAACGACGGGUCUGUUGUUGAAAUGGGUAAAUUUAAGGAGCUUUACGCGAAUGACCAGAGUGAGCUUUUUAAGCUACUAAAUGAUAAGAAACCGACCCAGCUACAGUCACAAAGUCGAAACUCAGUCGAAACGAAAGAAAAUGAAGUGGAUGAUCAAGUGUUGGAGCAGGUUGCCAAUGACUUCAACUUGGACCAGAAGUCUUCCAAGCUUACUCCAUGA